Gracilinanus agilis (Agile Gracile Mouse Opossum) is the source of this 2393-nucleotide messenger RNA. RefSeq names its product netrin G2 (gene NTNG2). The coding region runs from base 1 to 1587 and encodes 528 amino acids. NCBI's taxonomy places the organism in Eukaryota, Metazoa, Chordata, Mammalia, Didelphimorphia, Didelphidae. The transcript has 7 exons. The record is from RefSeq and is a predicted model, not a curated record.
AUGCUGCUCUUGGCAUCCCUUCUGUUGCACUGCCUCCCAUUGGCCAUGGGGGACUACGACAUUUGCAAAUCCUGGGUGACCACAGAUGAGGGCCCGUCCUGGGAGUUCUACGCCUGUCAGCCCAAGGCCAUGAGCAUGAAGGACUAUGUCACGGUAAAGGUGGAACCCGCUGGAAUCACCUGUGGAGAUCCCCCAGAGAGAUUCUGCACUCAUGAAAACCCAUACUUGUGCAGUGAUGAGUGUGAUGCUUCAAACCCAGACCUGGCCCACCCACCUCGGCUCAUGUUUGACAAGGAGGAUGAGGGGCUGGCCACCUACUGGCAGAGUGUGACCUGGAGCCGAUAUCCCAGUCCGCUGGAAGCCAACAUCACCCUUUCCUGGAAUAAGAGUAUUGAGCUGACCGAUGACAUAGUGAUGACCUUCGAGUACGGCCGGCCCACUAUCAUGAUGCUGGAGAAGUCACUGGACAAUGGACGGACAUGGCAUCCCUACCAGUAUUAUGCUGAAGACUGUAUGGAAGCCUUCAACAUGCCUCCCCGCAGGGUCCGUGACUUAUCCUCUACAAGCGCCAACCGGGUGGUGUGCACGGAGGAGUACUCGCGCUGGGCUGGCUCCAAGAAGGAGAAGCACGUGCGCUUUGAGGUGCGAGACCGCUUUGCCAUCUUUGCUGGCCCAGAUCUCCGCAACCUGGACAACCUCUACACCAGGCUGGAGAGUGCCAAGGGACUCAAGGAGUUUUUCACCGCCACUGACCUGCGCAUGAAGCUACUUCGGCCUGCCCUGGGUGGCACCUACGUUCAGCGGGAGAACCUCUACAAAUACUUCUAUGCCAUCUCCAACAUCGAGGUCAUUGGCAGGUGUAAAUGCAACCUCCAUGCCAACCUGUGCUCCUACAAAGAAGGCGGCCUUCAGUGUGAGUGUGAACAUAAUACCACCGGCCAGGACUGUGGCAAAUGCAAGAAGAACUUCCGAACCCGCUCGUGGAGAGCAGGGUCCUACCUACCCCUUCCUAAUGGCUCCCCUAAUGCAUGUGCGGCUGCAGGCUCCGCCUUUGGCAACUGUGAGUGUUAUGGGCAUUCCAACCGCUGUAGCUACAUCGACUUCUUGAAUGUGGUGACCUGUGUGAGCUGUAAACACAACACCCGAGGCCAACACUGCCAGCACUGUCGCCUGGGCUACUACCGCAACGGCUCUGCGGAGCUCGAUGAUGAAAACGUCUGCAUUGAAUGUAAUUGCAACCAGAUUGGAUCCAUUAAUGACCGGUGCAACGAGACCGGUCACUGUGAGUGCCGAGAAGGGGCUGCAGGGCCCAAGUGUGAUGACUGUCUCCCCAGUCACUACUGGCGCCAGGGCUGCUUCCCCAAUGUCUGUGAUGACGAAUACUUACUCUGCCAAAAUGGGGGGACGUGCUACCAGAACCAGCGUUGCCUCUGUCCCAGCGGCUACCAGGGCGUACUGUGCGACCAGCCUCUCUGCCAGGGGGAGGACGGCCAGGCCUGCAACCCUGCUCCCCAUUCUGGCCCCCACCUAGCUGUGUUCCUUGGCCCUGGCUUGCUUCUGUGGCUGGCAAGCUGCCUAGGUUACUGACACCGCCUCAUCCCCCAAGCUGGGGGCCGGGAGGGGACGCUGGGGUCUCCUCUCCCCAUCUGCACCCCCAGGGACUGCCUCACUACCACCAUGACUGUUCACCUCCAUUCCAUCAUCACUCAUGUCCUUCCGAGUAGCGGGAGCUGCCAAGGAGACCUGGCCAAGGAACACUCCCCCUUCCUGCCAGAAGAGCACCGCUCAGGGGCUUCCUCAGCAAAGUCUCUGCUCUCCCUCCUUCCAUGGACCCUGUCCCCUUUGACCCAUCCUCUCUCCCUCGUUCGGGGCCCGGGACCCAGUUCCCCCUGCCAAAGCAAACGACCCUACAAUUUUUGUUUGGCCUCUGGUUUUCUCAUUUCCCCAAGGGGUUUUGAGGGGGAGGGAGGGACAGCGGCCACUCUCCCCUUCCACACCCCGAGUCCUGACAAGGCAGCAAGAGCAUCCCUCCCAAAUCUUUCUGGUUGACUGUUGAGGACUGGCAGUAAGCUUCCGUCCAAUCUCAUCGCACAGUUGGGCGAGCAAUCUGGAGUUCCAGUUGCCUACAAAUCUCGAUGCUGAAUUUAUGAUGUUUUGUAUUUGUAUUUUGAUUUUCUUUUGCAAACCACCGACCCUGAAGGUCACCCUGGGGUGGAGAUGAGGAGGACUUCACUGUCUCUAGGCGGGGGAGACUCUGCAGAAUAUAGGGAUGGGUACCUUGUUUUGUAGAGAAUUAUUUUUGUUUGUAUUGUGUCCCACAUAUCAAGGGGACAGGAAGGGAAGAGCCAUUCACCAGGGGUGUCUGGAUGAUGGUAUAUAAUCCUACAGAGUAA